Messenger RNA from Danaus chrysippus (African queen), 804 nucleotides. The record is from the annotation of a GenBank genome assembly. Lineage: Eukaryota; Metazoa; Arthropoda; Insecta; Lepidoptera; Nymphalidae.
AUGGCUUGUCACAUAUUGCCUAUAAUAUUAGUCAGCGCGGGUGAUAGAGCGGAUGCUAUUAAAUUCAUAGAAGACGUUACCAAAGGUCAGGUGGUAGAGUUUGAGAAUUGGACAGAAGGGAGCAAAGUGUGGGUGAUUACGAAUAAGUAUUACCAUGCACAAGUGCAGUUGAAACCAUUGGACGAUAGUCGUCAGUUGCCAGACGUGUGGGAGCAUCGAGUGGAGGCUCAUGUGAUCUAUAUUACUGAGGCCGAGGAGAAGGAGCCUCUCGUGGCGGAGCUGGCCGAGGAGCGUCGCUCGCGAGCUCUGCGGGGCGAGGCCCGCGCGCUCGUGAGGCUCGUGGUGUGUGCGGGAGAGGUUUCCGCCACCAGCCUGGGCGGGGACGCGCUGCGCUCCUGGGCGCGCCGACACAGGUACGAACUGGUGUCGCUCACCGAGGAGCCCGAGCCCGACUCACACGGAGCCAGCGACGGACCCUUCCCGGAGACCUACGGGCUAGACCGGGUCCGCGACACGCUACACGCGCACCCCUGGCGCGGCCUGGAGAGGAUCGACCGACCCGCGGACGACGAGCCCGGCCCGCCCGCUGAGGUCGCCGCGCAGGGCUCCGACGACGAGGACGAUGACCCCGAGGUGGCGGUGGAGCGCGCCGAGAGGUUCGCGGCGGCGCUGGGUGCGCUGGGCGCGGCGGGCGGCGCGGGGGGAGGGCUGGCAGAGCUGCCGGCCGAGGAGCGCCUCCUCGCCGCCGAGCAGCUGGUGGCCGAGUUCUGCCGCGCCCUGGGCGUGGACCUGCCGGCGCUGUGA